AUGGAUUUGGACAAGUGCAAGUAUAACGGUGCAGACAGUCGGUGCAUCGACCAGAUAACCAGCUUGCUGUACAAGAUAAAGGACCCGGUGCAUUUGUCCAACGUACACGAUUGGGUGAUGAAAUUGACGACGGGUGAGCCGAGCAACUCCAAGACAGACUAUUUGAGAUUGCUCGAGUAUGCGUUGAAAAGUGACGACGGCAAAGGCCUCCGAGAACCGUUCACCAGCCCUCCGCUGGACAGACUGCUGGCCGACCCGAAGAGCACGUCGUCUCUGGUCGACUCAGUGGCCGCGUGUGUCGGAGGUGACAAGUGGAGGACCUCGGCCGGCGGUGGUUGCUGUGACGUUGACACGUCAACGGUAAAUCUAUCGACGACGGCUGCAGAGGAACCGCCCGCUGCCUCCGCCGCCUUGACCGAUUUGCUGUGCCGAACAGACUGCAAGACGACGUCCGUGCAGAAGUUUGUGGCGGCCACGAGCCCGUUGACUUGUGACGGCUCUAGGCUGUUGAGCCGCGUGGCCGGCGAGUGCCUGGAAAAUUUUGGCCGGACGGCCGGGGCCGUUUUCGACGAACGGACGCAAAAGUUGUGCGACGCACUGGCCAAGGAACAGGUUGCCCUGUUGCUCCGGUACCGGACCACUGCGCAGCGGAUGCUCACCCGCGCACAGAUACUCCAGGAUCACGUGCGCGAGCUGAUGCCGACGUUUCAGUACGAGGAGUUCUUGAAAGGGCCCGACGAGCACGUGACCGAGGUGUUGCUGGCCAAGAAGACGGGAAACGGACUAGAACCGGAUACAGCGCCUUCAACGAACGGGGACGGCGACGACGCCGCGAUGCAACAGAAGAAAUUGAUGUGCGCGCUCCAGUGGUUGCGGUCCGAAGUGGAGAGAGCUGACUGUGAGAACAUUACGCUCGUCGAACGGUAUGACGCCGUCGUGGCGGCCAUCGUUGUGGCCAGCAAUAAAAAGAUCGCCAACGAGUGCCGGGCUAAAGCUCGAAAGCUCGAAGUACAAACCGAACUGAGCGAGGUUCGAAAAAAGUCCGCAAAGCAAGAGGCGUUGAUUGACUGCUACAUUGGAAAAAUGAGUUUGUAA
Messenger RNA from Macrosiphum euphorbiae (potato aphid), 1095 nucleotides. The record is from the annotation of a GenBank genome assembly. Lineage: Eukaryota; Metazoa; Arthropoda; Insecta; Hemiptera; Aphididae.